This is a messenger RNA of Glossina fuscipes, 1872 nucleotides long. RefSeq lists its product as uncharacterized. The coding region runs from base 1 to 1872 and encodes 623 amino acids. The transcript has a single exon. Gene Ontology annotation, molecular function: nucleic acid binding. Lineage: Eukaryota; Metazoa; Arthropoda; Insecta; Diptera; Glossinidae. The record is from RefSeq and is a predicted model, not a curated record.
AUGGCUAAAAUUUUCAUUCAACAAUUGUGGCGGUUAGAUUUGGAUUGGGAUGACGAAUUGCCUAUUAAAUACCAGAUGGCGUGGUCAAAUUUUAGACGGCAAUUAUGUAAUUUAAUCGAUUUAGAAGUGGAUCGCUUAGCAAUCACUCCUGAUGCAAAAUAUGAAAUUCAUGUGUUCUCUGACAGUUCAGCAAGCACAUAUAGUGCAUGUGUAUACAUCAGAUGUAUAAAUAACGAGACGAAGAUAACUUCAAAUUUGCUUUGUGCCAAAUUAAAGAUGGCACCUAUCAAGAAAUGUAGUUUGCCAAGAUUAGAAGUCUGCGCUGCUGUAACAAUGGUACAACUCGUUAAGAAAGUUCAAGAAGUCUACGAUUUUAUACAAUUUAGCAACAUUUGCUUCUGGAUCGACUCAACCAUAGUGUUGAGUUGGAUAUCAGAAGACUCAUGCAAUUGGAGUACCUUUAUUGCUAAUAGGGUGGCAAUCAUUCUACAAGUUUCAACACGCUCGCAAUGGAGACAUAUUCCAUCCAAUUUAAACCCAGCUGAUAUAUUAUCUCGUGUUGUGUUACCAGCUGAAUUAAUGCAUUCAACAUUUUGGUUUCCCGGGCCAAAUUUUUUAACAUUAGCCUCGUCUAUUUGGCCACAAUUUCCACACAAUUUAAUAUACGAUGAUAACAGAUUAGAAAGAAAACCUAUAAAGAUGAUAUUAACAACAACAAUUUCACAACAACAUGAUUUAAUCAUUAGUAUUAAAUUUCACAACGAUUAUGUACGUUUGCUUAACACAGUCGCUUACAUGCUGCGUUUUAUAUAUAAUUGUGAAUUUAAGGCUAAAAGAAAAUACGGUUCAUUGGAUGCUACAGAACUUGACGCAUCUCGUCUAAACAUUAUCAAAUACAUACAAGUCAUUUCUUUUCAUGCUGAAAUGGCAGCUGUACAAAAGGGUGCUAACCUUAAUGCCAAAAGUCAUAUACAGUCUUUAUCACCAUUCUUUGAUAAUAACGGUUUACUAAGAGUGGGUGGCCGAUUAAGAAACUGUAACCUGGACUUCAACAGUAAACAUCCUAUACUAUUACCAAAAAAUCACGCUUUUAAGUACACACUGGCACGCUACUAUCAUAAAAUUAAUCAUCAUGUUGGCCCACAAACAUUACUAAGCGUAAUACGUCAAUCUUAUUGGCCAAUCCACGGCAAGGUUAUCUGUCGAUCUAUAUGUCGAAGUUGUGUCUUAUGCUUUCAUACUAAUCCAAUUAAACAGAACCAUUUUAUGGUCGAUUUACCUGAUUUACGAGUUCAACAAUCAAGACCGUUUAAUGUAAUAGGUGUCGAUUUUUGUGGUCCAUUUCAAAUAUAUUAUGGCAGACGUGGUAUUAUUUCUACAAAAGGCUAUAUAUCUGUUUUCAUAGGGUUUUGUACAAAGGCCAUACAUUUAGAGUUGGUAGAAGAUUUAUCUGCUCAAGCUUUCUUAGCUGCUUUAAGGCGUUUCAUUGGGCGACGUGGCCUAUGCUUAGUGAUUUACAGUGACAAUGCAACUAAUUUUAUUGGUGCAAAAAACGAGUUGCAUGAGCUUUACAAAAUGUUUAAAAGUACAGAUAUUAUAUUUAAUGAAUGUGCUUCGCGUAGCAUAAUUUGGAAAACCAUACCUCAGUGCUCUCCGCAUUUUGGUGGCCUUUGGGAAGCUACAGUGAAGUCCACUAAAUUUCAUCUAAAAAGGAUACUACAGGAUGCGAAAUUUAACUUUUUUGAAUUCAACACUUGGUCUCUUCUUAAAGGGAAAAGGUUUUGGUUAAAAUAUCAUAAUUUAAAAUACUAUACUCGCGUUCCCAUAAGCAAGCAACUUGCAACACUACAAGUGGUGUGCCGCGAAAUAUAA